Messenger RNA from Trichoderma aggressivum f. europaeum, 570 nucleotides. RefSeq lists its product as uncharacterized. Gene Ontology annotation, molecular function: acyltransferase activity, transferring groups other than amino-acyl groups. The record is from RefSeq and is a predicted model, not a curated record. Lineage: Eukaryota; Fungi; Ascomycota; Sordariomycetes; Hypocreales; Hypocreaceae. The coding region runs from base 1 to 570 and encodes 189 amino acids. The transcript is spliced from 3 exons.
AUGGAACACAUCACCAUCAUUCCAUUCUCCCCCUCUCAACACACCCAUCUACUCCCCGCCAUCAUCCAAAUGCACAUUGAUUGCAUCCAGUCCGACGGCGCUCUCCUACGCUUCCACCCGCCCUUUACUCCCGAAAAAGUCCAAAAGAUGAAAACUUUCUGGAACGAACGCCUGUCUCAAAUCCCUACCGGCCGUCGCAUCACCCUGCUUGCUCUGGUAUCAUCAGACGGCAAGGACCAGGGCGAUGUGGCCGGCAUCAUAGAGCUAGGCAUGCCGGAAGCAGACACAGGUCCUUUCCGAGGCGACGUCGAGAUGCUGAUGGUGUCGCCAACCUAUCGACGCAGAGGUAUAGCUAAUAAACUACUCAAAGAACUGGAAGAAAUCGCAAGAGAAAAGAAGAGGACAUUGCUACAACUAGGCACAGACGUUGGCUCUACGGCGGAGAAAUAUGUAUAUCCUCGCUUGGGCUAUGUUCUUAUGGGAAUAAUCCCCAACUAUGGCAUCUCGCCUCGGGAUGGCUCGCUGAAAGACGGUGCUUUCUUCUACAAACAGCUGGCGCCUAUCUGCUAA